Aspergillus melleus is the source of this 546-nucleotide messenger RNA. RefSeq lists its product as uncharacterized. NCBI's taxonomy places the organism in Eukaryota, Fungi, Ascomycota, Eurotiomycetes, Eurotiales, Aspergillaceae. The record is from RefSeq and is a predicted model, not a curated record. Bases 1 to 546 code for a protein of 181 amino acids. The transcript has a single exon.
AUGUCGAAUUUGUUUUCUAAACGACUGGUCGCUCGCGACGACAGCGACGAAGGCCUGUCUUCUGCUAUGGUCGACCUUUUGAUUGCGCUCUUGGUUCUCGUUCUACUCGGCUUGGCUCUCGUUGGUGCCCUUCUUGUUCUGCGUCGCAAGCGCAUCAACAAGGAACAAUCCGAACUUCCCGUACACAACGGACAAUGUGUACCUCAACACCGCCGCCUGACGAUCUCCGCACCGCCAUAUGCCAAGACUGAGUCCGUCUUGGUCUACGACGAGAAGCGCAGCCUCAUUGAGAAUUCAUCGAGCCCCCCGCCGAGUCCCGUUCCCGAAAUCCGAAUUACUUUCCCCGAGGAGGAAGAUGAGUCCGGAAAACGCAAGUCGGGACGUGUUGUGGUUGUCAGAAUUAGCGAAGCUGGGGGUGUCGGUUUGGAACCUUGCCAUGAGGACCUUCCACCGUAUCAGUCCAGCGAUGCUGAGCGCUUCCAGUCUCUGGAUAUCGAGCGCAUGGGGGGUCUUAAAGAGAAGGGGGAUGCGCCUAGAUGGACUUGA